AUGACGGUCGUGGAUGUGAGCCCGAUGUCUCGAAAGAACGCUGUUGCAGAGGACGUGGACAAAUCGACAACAUCUGCGACAGAUUCUGAAGGUGCGUGCUGUCCACAUAGCUUCCACGUGCGCAACACGUUUAUUGAGUUCUGUGAGGAUGAGAGCGAUGAGGUGGGCUCCGCUCGCAAUCGCUCCUCUUCAGCCCCAGCUAGGAACAGAUGCUCUGAGCACGAAAGCGAUGAUGUCCUUGAGGCUCAGCAGAAGCUUGAGGAUGCUCUCAAGGAUGCGAAGGAGUUAAGGCAGCUCAUCGCAGAGGCUGAUGCCGAAAAAGACAUGCUGCGAGAGCAGCUGCAGACCAUGCAGCUUGGGAAGCACGGGCCAACUGCGCUCUAUGUGCCUGAGGGCAUUGAUGAGUUGGCGAGUGUAGCUGCAGAGCUGACGCAGAAGUUGGAUGCAGCCAGCAUGGACCUCCAGCUGGCCCGCGACAAGUACAAUGCUGUGAAAAUGGGAAUCGGGCUGAAGAAGGAGUGUUUGCGCGAGGAGCUCAACUUCAAGGCCGAGGAGAAGGGACGACUGGAAGCAGAAUGUGCUGAUCUUCGGGAAAAAUUCGAGAUCUUGCAGCAAAGCUGGUCCGAGUUUGGGCUUCAAGCCGAGGACGGGCAUGUUGACCGCUGCCAGAAGCCGGAGAAGACCAGCGUUACAGGGAAAGAAGAGAUGGGGAAGGAAAAGGCCAACAACUCCAUGGUUGCCAAGCAAGCGACGACACGUAUCCCAGGACUUGACAUCAAGGCCGGGACCAGCAGACACGGCAUCAGGAAAAGCAGGCGAAGUAAGAUUUCAGAUUCCAUGGGACAAGCUGGGAUGACAGCAAGCGCAAGGGAUCUGCAAGCCUGUCAGAAGGGGGAGGUCUGCUAUGACGUGGAUGGUGGCCUGGAAUCUAGUCAGCUGCAGACAGAUGAGAUACCUGCAACCACUGCACCCAAGAACGUGCCAGCAGUAUGGCAAGCAGAUCCCGAAAGCAACGGCAAAGAAAAUGUACCAACGGGGGCUCAAUCCAGCCACUUGCGGGCAGGUGCAGGGAGUGCCAACCUGGCGCCUGAGAACUACACUGAACUGUUGCAGGCAGAUCCUGAAUGCAAUGGUGAAGUCAUCGCCCAGACUACAACAGUCUCCAGUCAGCUGCACGCAAGUGCAAACGGUGAUGCCGCAUCACCUGAUUUCAUGACUGAGAUGUUCAUUGCAGAUCCCGUGUCCGAAGGUGAGGUGAUGGCUCCAGCAAGAUCAGGAUCCAGUCAGUCGCAGGCAGAAGGAGUGGAUUUCCACAUGGAGCCUGAGAGCACAGGUGACAUUGUGCCGGCAGAACUCGUGUGUGGAGCAGAAGAGAAUCCAUCUCAGAUGGCACUGGGGCAGCUUGAAGUGGAGACGACUGAACUUGAGACUACUUGUGAGCCAGGCAACCGUAGUGAGGGGCUGGAGAUGCAUGGGGACACUCCAACUUUUGGUGAGGCCCCAGUUUCCGGAGAAGCUGAUGGAGUGACUGUCUGGGACGAAGCACCCUCAAGCGAACCCACUUGCCAGGCACCACCACGACAGAGCAGUGCAGGACCGAAAAAGCAUAAAGGCAAGGCGAGCAAGUCCAAGGCCUCGCUGCCGAAGCACGACGAGCACGAUAAGCACGAGGUGGACCGUGCCAGCAGGGCCGGCGUUGUGCAGCCUUCUCAGGACAAGAAGAAUGGCUCCAAGAAGUGCAAGUCCAAGUCAAAGUCACGAGAUGCUAGUGAUCCAGCCAAAGGGAGCACCCAGCACGAUCAGAGCACUUCGCCUCACAAGGGUGAAGAUCCACAGCCGGAUGCCGCGCAGCAGAAGUCCAGAAGCUUUGCCGUCAUCGCUUGGCUUGUGUUGGUUGUUAUGGUGUUCCUUCUCGUCAUAUGCUCUCGACUAAUUUGA
This is a messenger RNA of Symbiodinium pilosum, 1938 nucleotides long. Lineage: Eukaryota; Dinophyceae; Suessiales; Symbiodiniaceae. The record is from the annotation of a GenBank genome assembly.